Paramuricea clavata is the source of this 309-nucleotide messenger RNA. The record is from the annotation of a GenBank genome assembly. Lineage: Eukaryota; Metazoa; Cnidaria; Anthozoa; Malacalcyonacea; Plexauridae.
AUGCGUUCAUCAGUGCAUUUUAAUGCACGUCGAGCGGCCCGAAGUUUACUUUUGAAAGACAAUCAUCUUGAACAGAGUCGGAGUGAGAAUGAUGAUGAAAUUGACGACGGGUUUUAUGAAGGUUUCGAAAGUCCACCUGGCACUUCGCAGUCUACUUCUGGCACCAGCUAUCCACCUAAACAAGAAACUGCAGUUUUGGUAAAGAUGUUCCAGUACUUUUAUAGACAUAGUGCUAAAAGGAUUCCUGUCAAUAUACCCAGCAAUUACGCACGAUCUGGACAUAUAUCCGACUUGCCUGGUCCCGACUGA